AUGAGGUCCUCCCUGUCUCAGAGGCAGACUUACUCCACCAAAGGAGGUUUCAGCUCCAACUCUGCCAGCGGAGGGGGCGGGAACCGAACCCACACCAGCUUUAGCUCGGUGACCAUGUCCCGGAGCAGCGGCAGUGGUAGUGGGGCUCGCUGUGGCCCCAGCUCAGGGGGCUUUGGCAGCCGGAGCCUCUAUAAUUUGGGGGGUAAGAACAUCUCGGUCAGUAUGGCUGGUGGGGCCUCCUCAGGCCGGACGCUAGGAGGCUUUGGCCUUGGCAGUGGGGCCUACAUGGGCCUGGGGUCUGCUAGGCAGACAUUUGGGCCAGUGUGUCCUCCUGGGGGAAUCCAGGAGGUCACCGUCAAUCAGAGCCUGCUGACGCCCCUCAACGUGGAGAUCGACCCUGAGAUCCAGAGGGUGCGAACCCAGGAGCGCGAGCAGAUCAAGACCCUCAACAACAAGUUUGCCUCCUUCAUCGACAAGGUGCGUUUUCUGGAACAGCAGAACAAGGUGCUGGAGACGAAAUGGACACUGCUGCAGGAGCAGAGCCAGAACUCGGGGGUCACCCGGAACAACCUGGAGCCUGUCUUUGAGAGCUAUCUGAGCAGUCUGCGGAGGCUGCUGGACAGCAAGCAGGGAGAGCGGGGCAGGCUGGAACUGGAGCUGCGGAGCGUGCAAGAUAACCUGGAUGACUUCAAGAACAAGUAUGAGGAUGAAAUCAACAGACGCACUGCCUUGGAGAACGAGUUUGUGGUGCUCAAGAAGGAUGUGGAUGCUGCCUACAUGGGCCGAAUGGAUCUGACUGGCAAAGUGGACUCCUUCACCCAGGAGAUUGAGUUCCUGCAGCAUCUCCAUGAAGUGGAGCUGAGCCAAGUGCAGACCCACGUAUCUGACACCAACGUGGUCCUGUCCAUGGACAACAACCGCAGCCUGGACCUGGACAGCAUCAUCGCCGAGGUCAGGGCCCAAUACGAGGAGAUCGCUCAGAGGAGCCGGGCUGAGGCCGAGUCCUGGUACCAGACCAAGUAUGAGGAGCUACAGGUGACGGCUGGGAAGCAUGGGGACAACCUAAGGGACACCAAGAAUGAGAUUGCGGAACUUACGCGUACCAUCCAGAGGCUGCAGGGGGAGCUGGAUGCGGCAAAGAAGCAGUGCCAGCAGCUGCAGACGGCCAUCGCAGAAGCAGAGCAGCGUGGGGAGCUGGCCCUCAAAGAUGCUAAGAAGAAACUUGGGGAUCUAGACACAGCCCUGCACCAGGCCAAGGAGGACCUGGCCCGGAUGCUGCGGGAUUACCAGGCGCUCAUGAAUGUCAAGCUGGCCCUGGACGUGGAGAUUGCCACCUACCGCAAGCUGCUGGAGAGCGAGGAGAGCAGGAUGUCUGGAGAGUGUCCCAGUGCUGUCAGCAUCUCGGUGACCGGCAACUCCACCACCAUAAGCGGCGGCAGCGCAGCGGGUUUCGGAAGUGGCCUCUCCUUUAGUGGGGGUGGCAAGGCCUGCAAGGGCGGCUUCUGUGCCAACGUGGGCUACGGCACUACCAAGGGUGGGCCCGUCUCUGGGGGCACCUCCAUCCUGAGGAAGACCACCACUGUCAAGACAUCCAGCCGGAGAUACUAGCCUCUCUGACCCCGGCUGGCUGCGGCGUGGUCCUCACGCAGGCCACUGCCUUCUCAGUGAGCGAUUUGCCUUUGGUUUUCUCCUAGGUCAUGCGGUGGGAUAGGAGGGAGAGUCAGGUCACCAGCUGGAGUGGUGCGUUUGGGUUGAUAUGGGGGUGCCCAGCUAGAAGAGGUGGGGUGGCUUGGGUCAUUUCAGCUCUCCUCACCUCUUCUCCCCAUCUGCUCUGAGUUCAGGACAGGCUGGAGGAAGAAAGAGGGGAGUCAGGAGUGGUCCCCUGAGAUUAGUCCCACCAGAUCCCCUCCCUCCGGUCACCCCACAACCCUGUCUCCUA
Molecule: messenger RNA, 1939 nt
Organism: Jaculus jaculus (lesser Egyptian jerboa)
Lineage: Eukaryota; Metazoa; Chordata; Mammalia; Rodentia; Dipodidae
Gene: Krt79
Product: keratin 79
Exons: 9
Coding region: 1-1608 (535 amino acids)
Biological process (GO): intermediate filament organization; keratinization
Cellular component (GO): keratin filament
Molecular function (GO): structural constituent of skin epidermis
Source: RefSeq, a predicted model, not a curated record